AUGGUUGCGGCCAGAGAGAACUACUUUCUCGUCAAUUUGCUACACAUUAAAGCAAUCGUGAAGAAAGACAUGGUGAUGGUGUUUGACACAUCCAAUCAAGAUGCUGCGAAGAAGCUGGGGUUGUUCAUGUAUGACUUGGAGUCUAAACUGACCACCAAGAUCAUCCAUGGAGCAAGUUCUGCUGGUCAACCAUACGAGUUCCGCGCUUUGGAGAGUAUAUUGAUCAACGUAAUGUCAUCGUUGGAGACAGAUCUCCAGGUCCAUCUUUCGCGUUGUGGAGCGAUAUUGUCUGCGCUAGAAGAUCAGAUUGACAGAGAAAAGCUAAGGGAUUUGCUGGUAUAUUCCAAGAGUCUUUCCAACUUCAACCAGAGAUCACAGCUGAUCCGCGACGUUUUGGACGAGCUUCUGGAUAACGAUGAUGAUCUCGAAAUGAUGUACUUGACCUCUCAGAUCAACCCCAAGGCCAAGAGCAGCGAGUCGGAGGUUACCGUCACGGGCGAAAGCAAGUCCGUAACAGAAAACCGUGAAUUGGACACUGCUGACUUGGAGAUGCUUCUAGAAGCUUACUACAAGCAGGGAGAUGAAUGCGUGCAAAAGGCAGAAACGCUGAUUAACGAUAUUAAGUCCACGGAGGAGAUCGUCAACAUCAUCCUGGACGCCAACAGAAACUCGCUGAUGGUGUAUGAGCUAAAGAUAACCAUAUAUACUCUGGGUUUCACUGUUGCAACUGCAUUGCCAGCAUUCUACGGAAUGAAUCUCAAGAAUUACAUAGAGGAAUCAAACUAUGGGUUUGGAGGGGUUGUUGCCUGCUCGAUUUUGUGUGCUGCUGCCAUUACAGUGUUGAACUUCAGCAGAUUGAGGUCAGUACAAAAACUGACAAUGAUGGUUCCCGGAACACCCCACAAACAGUUCAAGGCAGAACGCGAUUUGAUGACUAAAAAGGCCCCGGGCCAAACCCUGCCACAACCCAGGGAUCACCACCGCUGGCGGUUUAGCUUGUGGAAGAGACUCAGUAGACACAGUCUUGGAUACAUGAGACGGAUGUGGUAUAUGAAAAGGCGAAAUGGCUACGCCGACCCCAAACAGAGAGACAUGAUAUGGAGGUGGCUGGUCAAGGAGCCCAAUGACAAAUAG
Kuraishia capsulata CBS 1993 is the source of this 1134-nucleotide messenger RNA. RefSeq lists its product as uncharacterized. The transcript has a single exon. Gene Ontology annotation, biological process: mitochondrial magnesium ion transmembrane transport. Gene Ontology annotation, molecular function: magnesium ion transmembrane transporter activity. Gene Ontology annotation, cellular component: mitochondrial inner membrane. The record is from RefSeq and is a predicted model, not a curated record. NCBI's taxonomy places the organism in Eukaryota, Fungi, Ascomycota, Pichiomycetes, Pichiales, Pichiaceae. Bases 1 to 1134 code for a protein of 377 amino acids.